This is a messenger RNA of Moneuplotes crassus, 1415 nucleotides long. The record is from the annotation of a GenBank genome assembly. NCBI's taxonomy places the organism in Eukaryota, Ciliophora, Spirotrichea, Euplotida, Euplotidae.
UAAAUGAGCGAAGAAUCCAAGAUUGCCUCUACCGACCUAGCCAAUGAUACUGCUAUGAAUAGCAUCAAGGAGCCACAGUUGGAGAAAUUUUCUGCGGUUGAGAAGGCUUCUGACAAUAUUCCAAUUAUCCAAUACAAGGAUAAGUGAUUUGAAAGUAUUGUAAGAAUGUCUGAAUACCAUUCUGAGAGUGCCACCAAGACUAUCCCCCAUACCUACACUAACGAGGAGAAGCUUGACUCCUUGUUUGACACCAACGGCGAUACUAUGAAGAAGUUACAAAUGCUUUCUAAUUCCGAAGUUAAGCAGGAUGAUAUUCCAGAGAUCAAGAAGAGAAUCGCCAAAGCUCUAAUGAAGCAUGAGGAGGAUCAGAAGAAGAGCUACAAGUCUUUGUACCAGUCAAUCUGUAGUAUUCUUUCAGUAGAGAACAACCAAGACAAUGAGACUCCUAUCCUAGCAUCAGAUCGUGAACUCAUGAGUCUCAAGAGCCAAGAAGAGAAACUGAAGAAGUCACUGGAGGCUAAUAAGAAGCUCCAGGAUAUUACUCAAGAAAUGGCCGAAGAGGUGAAGAAAGAUCCAUGUUUCAAGGAGGCUGAUGACUCUAAGAAAGCAGAAAUCACUAAAGCUCCAGUCAUCGAGGUUUCAGAGAAGCCAGCUCCUGAAGAGACUCAAGUUCCAAAGGAGAAUGAAAUUUCAGUCCCAGAACUUGCAGGAGCUCAAGAACCUUCUAAAGAUAAUGAGAUGCAACAAGAGUCAGUUCAAAAUGAAGAAGUGAAGCAGGCUCCCUCCAUGGAUGUUGAGAUGACUGAAGCUACACAAGCUCCUGCACCAGUUGAAGAAUCAAAUAUCAGGGAACCUCCAGUGAUAACUGAGACUGCUGUAGUACCUGAGAAGACUAUCCCUGAGCCAGCCACAAUUUCUCAACCUCUUGACCAAACUGAGAACCUUGAAGUGAAAACUGCACCUUCAUAUUCCGAACUAGGCGAAUCAGUUCCUGAAAGACAAUCUCCUACUCCCCUCCCAGACAUCCUCGAAAAUCCAGCUAAAGAGAUCGCAUCCUCUCUCUCCAAAAUGAUCCAAGAGACCGCGAUCGAGUCCAUCCCCACUCCACAACCUCCAGUCUCCUCCAUCCAGCCCUCUGCUCCCGUCCACCCCUCUGCUCCUUCCCUCGAACCCUCCUCUACCCUUGCCUCUGAACCCAGAGACAUAAUCCCCGAUCCUUCAGCAGCCCUCAAGAUCCCAUCACCCACUAAUCUUUCACUACCCCCACCACUCUCCACACCCACACCUGAAGAAGUCACUCUUCCCCUCUCUACUACAGAAGUUAGCCCCACUCCAGUAGAACCCAGCAUUCAAGUUGAAGCCACUGAAGCUAACAAGCCAGUGCAACAUCCUGAAGAGAAGAGCACUUAAAUUUG